Botrytis cinerea B05.10 is the source of this 1574-nucleotide messenger RNA. RefSeq lists its product as hypothetical. Lineage: Eukaryota; Fungi; Ascomycota; Leotiomycetes; Helotiales; Sclerotiniaceae. The coding region runs from base 292 to 1533 and encodes 413 amino acids. Gene Ontology annotation, molecular function: FAD binding. The transcript has a single exon. The record is from RefSeq and is a predicted model, not a curated record.
GAACGGGGACAGAAGACAGGGUGGUCUCACGGAGAGGAGAUAAGAAGGAUCUAUGACUCUAUGAAAAUUCGCAUCGAGAAGCGAAUUCCAAUAAGCAAUACACCAAAUCACAUCAGAAUCUAUCCAAGCUAGAGCCAUGCAGAUAUAUCAUGCCGCUGGUCUUUGACUAUAAUAGGCUCACUUCUAAAGCGCUGCCUAAAAAAGAAGUCAUUUUAGCGAGCAUCUCAAAACUCAUAUAAAGGCAUAUGAAGGAUGGGAUUGGAUCAAUAAUUUAGAAAUAAUCCAGAAAACAUGAUGACUAUAACUACACCCAAAUUGAAAGUCCUAAUUUCAGGCGCUGGCAUCGCUGGGCCAUGUCUCGCAUACUGGCUUGCUAGAACCGGACUCAACACAUCAGUCAAAAUUAUCGAGCGAUCACCAAUUCCAAGAGCCACUGGACAAGCAAUUGACAUUCAUGGUGCAGCUGUUGAAAUUGCGAAGAAAAUGAAACUUGAGGAAGCCAUUCGCGCGCGAACGACAACCGAAGUGGGUACGAUGCUUGUGAACUCUUCAGGAAAGCCGUUUGCAACGUUUCUAGCUGGUGAUACCUUCACAUCGGAUUACGAAAUUCUGCGGGCUGAUCUAUCUGAACUUUUCCUGGAGGCUAGCAAGAAGUUCGAUAAUAUCAAUUAUAAGUAUGGUGAUUUUAUCCAGUCUCUCAAUCAGACAGAGACGGGCGUCGACGUGAUUUUCAAUGGGGGAUCAAAAGAGACAUUUGACUUGGUUGUGGGUGCAGAUGGGUCCACAUCACAAAUUCGAUCUAUGAUUUUGGACAAGGAAGCCCUUAAAGACAGCUACAAUUUCAUCGGCCAAUACGUCGCCUUCUUUAGUAUCCCAAGUGAACCAAACGAUUCGAAAUUUUGGGAGAUCUUCAAUGCACCGAAGGGUCUGUGUAUGAUGACGCGACCACAUCGGAAUCCCUCUACCAAAGGCGUUUACCUUUGUAUUACGAUGCCGAAACACGGAAUAUGCGACCCAGUAGUAGAGAAAGCCAUGGAGGGAGGGACAGAAGCCACGAAACGUAUGCUACAUUCUUACUUUGAGAAUGGCGGUUGGAAGGCAAAGCAAAUAUUGGAGGGGUUGGAUAAGUCCGAUGACUUUUAUAUGGCCAAAUCAGCACAGGUCAAAGUACCAAAAUGGACAAAUGGGCGUGCUGUAGUGAUUGGAGAUGCUGCAAUGGCAACUUUUGGCGUUGGGACUACUUUGGCUAUUGACAGUGCCUAUAUUCUGGCCGGAGAGUUGUCAAGAAUAAAAAUCAGUGCUGACAUUCCAGAGGCAUUACAGAGAUAUGAAAAGAUAUUCCGCCCAAUCUAUAGAAGGAUGGAGGAUCUUCCACCUGGCUUUCCACAGCUUGCCAUGCCUCAAACUAGAUGGGGUAUGUGGAUUAGAGAUUCAAUAAUCCGGUUCGUUAGUAAGACGAAAGUUCACAAACUUCUUCCGGAAGAUCGGAACACUGGUCAUGAGUUGCCGGAAUAUGAUUGGAUAAAAAGCUGAGACACAAAUUUGAUUAACGGGCAAGAAAUUUGAGCGUAUCA